UGUCCGGGUCCGUAGCCAACACGCAGCUAGUUUUCAUGAUAAUUUAUCAAGUUAGUUGAUUCUGAGAUAACUUUUAUUAUCUACAGAAGGCGUAGCGGCCAUCAGACCCUCGACAUGGACCCGGAACACAAAGCUCUGCUGCGGACACACAGGCUGGAGCUGUCCGGGCAGCUGUUGGUCAGUGAUACUAUCGUUCCGUUUCUGUACCAGGAGAACAUUUUAACGGAGAAUCAGGUGGAGGACAUCGAGUCUCAGCCGACGAACAGACAGAAGAGUCUGAAGCUGCUGGACAUCCUGCCGAGCCGCGGGCCCCGGGCCUUCGACUCGUUUCUGCGGUCUCUGGAGGAGUUCAGCUGGGUCCGAGACAAACUGCUGCUGGAGCUGCAGACCCGACCUGGACUCAGCUCUACAGACGUCCGGCGGCUUCCGGACUCGGUUCUAAAGAAGGUUCCUUCAGAUCGGGACUUGUCCCGGCUGGCGUCUCGGCUGGGUGCAGAAUGGGAGUCGGUCCUGAUGGAUCUGGGUCUGUCCGCGGAGGCUCUGUUUCGGUGUCGGUCCGAUCACCGGCUCAGUACUCACGGAGCGGUCCUGGCCGGUCUGGUCCAGUGGAGACAACGCGAAGGGAAGACGGCCACAGUGGAGAGAAUCAUGCGGAGUCUGGAGGCUGCUGAUGUCCAUCCGUCAGUUCUGGAGGACGUCCUGAUGUGACUUUGUGUAGUUUAAUGACAUCAGCCCGGCGUUUACCUGCCGAAGACAACUCACCUGUUCAGGUUGACUGUCAGAGAAGAAGCUCUGAUGAAGCUACAGUUCAUGAACUGCUGAGCAGCAACCGGCAGACGGACUCGUCAGAGACCAGCUGCUGAACAUUUAGCAGCCAGAGAGCUGGAGGAGACCAAAACCAGAGCUGAAAGAGAGAAAACUGGACUGAUGUUCAUCAGGUGACACCAACACGACCAGAAACUCUCUGAGACAUUUUCCUUCAAACACACAGUUUCUGUCAGAGGACAGAACACACACACACACACACACACACACACACAGAGAAAUACACCAUUAACACAUGCUAACACAUAGAAACAUAAAUACAUACUCACACACAGUUACACACUGUCACACACAGUAAAACACACAGUUAUGCUGGUAGCACACACACACACAGUUACACACACAGUAACAAUGGCCGCCCUCAGUGCACUUCAUUAAUUCCUCAGAAGCCUGCAGACUCCACUUCCUGCUGAGGAUCUGCUGCGCUCCGGCCUUUUAAGGUGGUCUGACGAGAUGCAGACACUGUGAAACUGAACUGUUGGUAUGUCUCAUAGUUUAAAUCUCAGUUUGUGAUUCAUCUCGAACUCUUUGCUGUUAGAGAAAAGCAGGAAUGUGAGUUUAAAAAAAUAAAAUCAGAAUCAUGUCAGGAAGAUGUUAUACAGUUAUUGUGUUGUUUACUGAAACAAUGCACAGCGAUAAUCAGUUUAAUCCUCUUUAAAAAACAUCUUCAGACAGUUAAAGUUUGCAGGCUGAUUGAAACACACUCGCAUUAAAACACAGUAAAUUAUUUCCAGCAGUGAUGAAAUCACCUGUUCAGCCUCAGUUACCAUGACGCGUGGCGCUUUCAUUGCGUCAACUCGUUCAGGUCCAGUUUGUCCAUAAAUUUAAUGUCACUGAAGGGGUUAGCCCAAUGCUAACUCCUGAGACGUCUUCCCCCGGUGUGACCUGGUCGACGCGCUUCGCUUUGAGAUACCGCGAUUGAGUUGCUUCUUUAAUAAUCCACAGGCAGCGCUUGUUUCAACAUGACAAUACUUUAUUGCUUUGAUGCACCGCUCGUGACAGAUAUCCAAGACCAAACAUACAACUUUGCCGUAAUCCCUCCGCGCCACAGCGGUCAAAAACCGUUUGCCCUUCCGGGUUGAACACCUGACGUCAACAUACUUCCUUCUACCUUUAUAGGUAAGCCCAAAUAGGCUGGCAUUACAGCGACACCCCAUGUUCACAUCAGUGAAUGACACACAGAAACAUUAUAACAGAAAACACACAUAUUUGGCUCCUACACACCGGCCCCUAAUUGUGAUGGCCACCAGACAUAACAAUUCAUUAAAGUGAUACAAAAAGGAGUCAAAUUUCACAGUAAGCACCAACAUUUUAUACACUCCAUACACCAAACAAAGUUUUGUCACUGGUCGUUCAAUGACACUUGAUUUCGUCUGUAAUCUCACAGAACGCACAAAACCCUGCCUAUCUGGAAACACCUCCAGAACUCUGCCAAGCGGCCAGGAACCACGAGGAGCUGAAGGAUCCAUGAUCACGACAAUGUCUCCAGCACUCAAGCUUCUCCUCUUCUGGUUCCAUUUUUGUCUUUCUUGAAGCAAGGGUAGGUACUCCCGUACCCAUCUCUUCCAGAAAAGAUCUGAGAGGUAUUGCACUUGCCGCCAUCGCCUCCUCACAUAUUGAUCAUCGGGUCCAAAUACUCCAGGUGGAAAAGACGGUUUGCCCUUCAGGAGAAGCAGAUGGUUAGGUGUGAGUGGUUCCAGGUCAUUAGGAUCCUCCGAGAGUUUGGUAAUUGGCCGAUCGUUCAAAAUGGCCUCCACUUCACAAAACAACGUGUGCAACCCAUCAUCAUCCAGCCUUUGCUGCCGCAGUACCGAGCUGAGAACUCUUCGCACCAAGCGGAUCAUCCGUUCCCAUACACCCCCAUGGUGCGAGCCUGCUGGUGGGUUAAAACUCCAGCGGAUUCCACUCUGCGACAAAGCUCCUUGUAUCCUGUCCUGGUUCAGAUUAGCAAGAGCCUCCUUCAGCUCUCUUUCUGCCCCAAUGAAGUUGGUACCAUUGUCUGAUCUCAGAUGUUCCACUUGUCCUCUUCUACUGAUAAACCGACGCAAAGCAUUUAUGCAGGCAUCUGUUUCCAGAGAAGGUGCCACCUCUAGAUGAACAGCCCUGCUCGCCAUACAGGUAAAUAAAACACCGUAGCGUUUGCAGGUUGAUCUUCCUCUCUUCACUUCGACUGGUCCGAAGUAAUCCACUCCUGUGUUGGUAAAUGGUGGUAAAUCAGGAAGGAUUCUUGCCUCAGGAAGAUCUGCCAUCUUUUGUUCCACUGCUCUUCCAUUAUAGCGUCUACAAAAGCCGCAUUCAGCAACAAUCUUCCUAACUGCUGAAUUGGCAUUGGUGAUCCAAAAUUUCCUUCUCACAGCAGACAGAGUGUGACUUCGCCCUCCAUGGCCCAGACUUUGAUGUACAUGUUUGAGAAUGAGCAUAGAAACAUGCUGCUCUUUGGAGAUAAUGAGUGGAUGCUUAGUUUCCUCUGGCAUUGAUCCCCUGCUCAAUCUUCCUCCGACUCUCAAAAGUCCAUCCUCCAAAACUGGGUCCAACCUGUAUAUGGGACUCGAUGUCGAUUCACAGUUGCUCUUUUUGAUGACAGAGCAGAGACCUCUUCGCUGAACCUCUGGUGCUGGCAAAAGCGAAUGAUAGCAAUUUCUGCAUUCACAAGCUCAUUCAGUGUCAAGAUGUUGCUCCUAGGCUGAGAUGUGAUCUGCUGUCUCUCUCCCUUUGCAGACUCAGAAAGCUCCACCACAGAAGCUUCUGACUGCUUCCUUCGGAGACUUUGUUCCAACAACAUAGCCUUUAACCUAAGGAUCCAGGCAACUGCUGUUUUGAGCCUCCUCCAGUCAGAAAAGUAGGUAAUGAGCUGGUCUGUGGGACUAGAAACAUCACACAACCUGAUGGCAUUGGCUGUUGCCUCCUUUCUGACUUCUUUGUCUGUGGCAUCCAAUGUGACAUCCAACACAGUCUUAGGCCAAUCCUCUUCUUCCAUCCAAAGGAAAGCUGGACCCUUCUGCCACCUGUUGCCUUUCAAGAAAUCAGCGACCUUCAUUCCUCUCGAUGCAUCGUCAGCUGGAUUGUUUUUAGUACUGACAUGUCUCCCCUGUGAUGGUUCAGAGAGUUCCCUAAUUGUUGAGAUUCUGUUGGCCACGAAUGUGUGAAAGCGCCUGUCCUCAUUGUUCAGAUAUUUCAGCACUGAAGUGCUGUCAGUCCAAAAUACUGAAUCCUCCAACUGGAUGUUCAACUCUGCCUUCACCAUUGAGUUCACUCUGACAGCGAGGACGGCUGCUGUCAGCUCGAGUCGGGGAAUGGUUACACCAUGGUGAGGAAUGUCCCACACCUUCCCACUGUCACGACACAGUUGUUGCUGAGGUACUCGCUCUGCACAGCCCUCGCUAAUAAGCUCGUGCAUAUACCUUGCAUAUUCCGAUGGAAGCGAUUGCCGUGACGGAACCUCUUCUUCAAUCCUUGAAUCCUCUGGUUGACCACUGCAAAGUUGUUGGGCAGAGAAACCUCUCGUUUCCUAAAGGGCAACUUCAAACAGUACUUUCCCUCCUUAAGAACUGCUGAAUUUUCCAUGAUUUCAAGGACAUUUGCUUUUCCUCGAAAUUUCUUUCGUUGAACUCUUGAUUGUAUUGGUUUGCCAGCAUUUCUUCCAGUUUACACACAGACACUCGGUUCACUGUAGCUGAGUGAGGCUCCUUGUCCAUAUCGCUGCCUCCAUCCAGCGGUCCGUUAACCACCCAUCCUAGCACAGUUUUAACAGCAUAUGGGCCACUCCCUUGGCUAUUAAUGACCUCCCAUGGUUCCAAAAGUUUGGGUGCGUUGGUUCCUAUCAACAGGUCAACGUUUGCCUUUAUGCUGGGGAUGUGCACCUUGGAUAAGUAUGGCCACUUACACAGGUCCUCAGAUGUAAUCAUGUCAUCGGUAGUGACUGGCAUCUUCUGCUGUGUGAUAAUUUCUGGAAGAAGAUAGAAGUCAUUGCUUUCAAGACCAGAUACCUCUACACCAAAUAAUGAGUGGGCUGGAGUCACCUUUGUUUGUCCCAUGGUACGCAGCAGGAAGUUUGUUUCGUUUUCCUGUAACAUUCAACUUCUGCAUUAGAUGUUCGGAGCAAAAUGUGCCUGAGCUGCCAGGAUCCAAGAAGGCGUAAGUACUUAUGAUGUGAUUUCCCUUUGAUGCUUUGACCUUUACAGGAAGGAUGGACAACACACACCGGUCCUUACCGGCCCCUGUAUGUCCACAUGUUGUGAGUGAACCAGAAUGUUUGGAUGGUUCUCUUUCCUGUUCCAGUGCUGCAGUUUGCCUUUUGAUGUGAAGCGCAGUGGGAUGAGUUUGACCACAAACUUGACAUGUCAAGCGGCUCUCACAAUCCCGGCUCAUGUGACCAACGCAUAAGCAAGCAAAGCAAGCAAAGCAAACUGCCUUUUCCCUCAAAAAGAGAAGUUUUUCCUUGUGCUUCUUUCCCUUAAACUGCUUACACUCCUCCAAUGAGUGAUUCCGAGAGCAGCAGAGGCAUCUUUGGAUGAAACGUUGGCUCUUUAACUUCUUCAGGUGGUUCCAUGGUGGUGGUAGAGGUUACUGUGGUGGCAACAACACUUCCUUUAACCUUGUUUCUGGGCUGUGACUUGAAUCUGGUGAGAGCUUUGUUCCCAGUGGCACUAAUUGAUUGAUCUUGUAUGUCGCCAAACAGAGGGUCAGAAAGAAUGCUGACACAACGCUCAAUAAAUGUGACUAAAUCACUAAAGCUAGCUCUGCGGCCUGCUGUUUCCAUGAUGUCGUGAGCUUUGGUUCUCCAUUGUUCUCUCAUUUUGUAUGGCAACUUCAAAAUGAUGGCUCUCAUGUUUACCGGCAUGUCCAGCUCCUGCAUGUACUCCAGUUCCUCCAUUACAUUGCAGCAGCCGCGUAAGAAUAAGGAAUAGGCCUGGAGUGUUUUCACGUCCUCCGAUUUUAUUGAUUGCCAGGCCAAUGCCCUUUCCAUAUACGCAGUUGCAGUCUUGUACUGGUUACCAAAAUGUUCCUUUAGCAGACCCUUUGCCACUGCAUAGCCACGCUCAGGAGCCAUAUGUUGACAGCUACGCACCAGUUCCCGUGGUUGUCCUCUAGUGAACUGCUCCAAGUAGUACAGACAAUCCGUUUGUCCUGCCUUUCCCUCCACUCCUUGCUCAAAGGCCUUAAUGAAGGAUCUGUAUUGGAGAGGAUCACCAUCAAAUAUGGGGAUAUCUCUUGGUGGUAGAGACAGUGACCGCUGCUGUUGUACCAGAGCUGCUGUUAUUUCAUUUUGCCUCUGCAUGAUGGAAAGAAGGUCUCCAGAUGGAUUUUGAUUGAAUGGUUGGAGAUAUGCAGAUUUUACUUCCUCAUCCUCAAUGUGAGCAGUUGCACGUUGAUCCUGCAAAGGCUGUGACAUUCCCAGGAGAUUGUGUUCCUGUUGCUGUUGAUUGGGAAUAUGUUGAGGAUUUGAAGUGUUUUUUAACAAUUGAACUGUUCCCUUUGAACACACAUCCAUUGUGUUAUCAUGCAGUAAUAACACUUUUGUCAUGUCAUUUUGUUGUGUUGAAUUACAGGUUUCAGGCUUGAAUUCCUUUGCCUUUGGGUUUAAGAUACUGAAAUCCCCUUUCCUUUGUUCCCUUUCCACAUAAGAAUUCAUGCCGUUUGAAGGUGCUUGAGAUGUGCCUUUCAAGCUAGAGGCCUGUAGUACUGCCAACUUAGCAGCAGAGGCAGCCAGCUCAGUUUCCAACUUCAGCUGCUCUUUCCUUCUUCUCAGCUGCUGUUCCUCCUCUUCCAGAGCAUGUUUCGGUUUUAAAGCUGCAAUGCGGGCAAUGAGUGAAGCUCUCUCUGCCUCAGCUUUAAUCCUAGCAGAGGACGUGGUACUUGAUUUUCCACUACAACCAGUCCGUUGGCUUGAAUGCUUGCUACCAACAUUUGAAACACUGUCAUCUGGAUUUACGUCAUCAUCGACAACAUUUUCAUGUGCAUUACCCUCAACAGAAGAAACCCACAUUCUCACAUUGGCAAUACACUCAUCAUUUGAAAGCGUUUUGGCUUUGAACCAUAUUUCAUGUUUUUCUCUUUCAUCACAUGGCAACAAAACCAACAGAGAAUCAUGCAUGCAUUUUGCUUCUUCACACAUUUCAAUCAAAUCGUCAAGAGCAUUUUGAACCUUGGUGUUUUCACCUUUUGACAUUAAAUUUUGAAUUACAUUUCUCAGAGUAGUUGCUUUAUUCAGUUUGGCCUUUCUGCCAUUUUGCAUCCUGUCCAGUUUUUCGGCAAGCACUUUAGCCGUCAGUUUCACCACUCGUUUUUGAGUCUGAGUUUCAACACUGCUAGUCACACUACCGGGUCUACUAGCAGUUCGCGCAUCAGUCCUGGUGGCUAUGUCCGACGCCGCAUCGCGCAUUUCCAUAUUGAGUGAACAGUCAGUCGUUAGCAGUAUGCCGCAACGAAAUGAGAGUCAAUUGCAAAAUGUAUUAUCCACGCGCGCCGGUUACCAAUGCAUUGGAUAAUACAUUUUGCAAUUGACUCUCGUUUCGUUGCAACAGGAACUUCAAAAUAAAACUCACCGAAGCUCCAACCAACCACACUCAUUCUAUUCCACAAGUGUACAUUGUGAGGCUGUGUGUGGUGUGUCAGGCUGUGUGUGGUGUGUCAGGCUGUGUGUGGUCUGUGUGUGGUGUGUGUGAGGCUGUGUGUGGUGUGUGUGAGGCUG
Molecule: messenger RNA, 7516 nt
Organism: Chelmon rostratus (copperband butterflyfish)
Lineage: Eukaryota; Metazoa; Chordata; Actinopteri; Chaetodontiformes; Chaetodontidae
Gene: cradd
Product: CASP2 and RIPK1 domain containing adaptor with death domain
Exons: 2
Coding region: 115-708 (197 amino acids)
Biological process (GO): signal transduction; regulation of apoptotic process
Cellular component (GO): CBM complex
Molecular function (GO): death domain binding; protease binding
Source: RefSeq, a predicted model, not a curated record